UCUAAAACCUCGAUUUCGAGAAAUUGCCUGUUUCAAUUAAAACGGGACACUAUACAUGUUACAUAGUUUUAUAUGUAUAAAUAUAUGUUCGCAAUUUUCAGAUUGUACCCAGAACACCAAAUUUUGCACAAUUGUUCUCAGUCCAUGUACGUUACAUGGAUAAGGGUAUUGCAGUAUUAUUCAUUCUGUGUGAAGCAAGAACACAAUUAGUUUACGAAUCUAUAUGGAAAGAAGUUAUCAAAUUAGCUCCAGACCUGCAAUCUAAUUUGCGCUUCAUAAUGUGUGAUUACGAAAAAGCGUCGAUGAAUGCUGUUCACAAACAAUUUCCCCAAGCAUCUUUGCGAGGCUGCUGGUUUUACUAUUGUCAAGCUGUUCUGAAAAAGUGGAAGCGAUUGGAACUUCUUACUGCACCAUAUAAAAUAGUAUCUAUGGCAAUGACAUUAGCAUUAGCACCACCUGAAAUGUUUUCUGAAGGCUUAAAUCUCAUGCAGACAAUUGCGGAUAAAGAAUAUAAUAAUUAUCCUAACAUAUUGCACUUUAUGAGAUAUAUGAGAAGUACAUGGCUCCCAAUAUCUAAAAAAAUAAGUGUGUAUGGAUGUCCAAUUAGGACUAAUAAUCUUGUGGAAUCAUUUCAUAGUAUUAUGUUGAAAAAAAUUCAUAUGAUUCAUCCGAAUCUUUGGGUCUUUUUAG
Messenger RNA from Temnothorax curvispinosus, 690 nucleotides. RefSeq lists its product as uncharacterized. The transcript has 3 exons. Lineage: Eukaryota; Metazoa; Arthropoda; Insecta; Hymenoptera; Formicidae. The record is from RefSeq and is a predicted model, not a curated record. The annotation marks the transcript as partial.